Messenger RNA from Cebus imitator (Panamanian white-faced capuchin), 971 nucleotides. RefSeq names its product TIMELESS interacting protein (gene TIPIN). The record is from RefSeq and is a predicted model, not a curated record. NCBI's taxonomy places the organism in Eukaryota, Metazoa, Chordata, Mammalia, Primates, Cebidae. Gene Ontology annotation, cellular component: replication fork protection complex; nucleus. Gene Ontology annotation, biological process: replication fork arrest; replication fork processing; DNA damage response. Gene Ontology annotation, molecular function: DNA binding.
UUAAGAAUAUAAAAUGACCCCAGUGAUUUUGGCAUAGCUUUUCAGUUCUGAAAGUUGCUGACAGGGUCAGCUGUGAGAAUGAGACUCCUUAGCAUUUUUAUUUUUAUGUGCCAGGCUGAAGACUUGAAGACGCUAAUCAGACACAUGGAGCACUGGGCACAUAGACUAUUCCCUAAACUGCAGUUUGAGGAUUUUAUUGACAGAGUUGAAUACCUGGGAAGUAAAAAGGAAGUUCAGACCUGUUUAAAACGAAUUCGACUUGAUCUUCCUAUUUUACAUGAAGAUUUUGUUAGCAAUAAUGAUAUGUUAAUGAACAUACCCAGGGCACAGACAGUUGAAGAGCUUAAUACGGAUGAGGAUCAAAAGGAGGAGUCAAAUGGAUUAAAAGAAGACAUUCUAGACAAUUCAUGUAAUCAUACUAAUACUUUAAAUGUAGAGGAGGAAUUAAAAUUAGGGGAAACACUGCUGGACCAAUCUAAAAAUGUGCAACAGUAACUUGAUGCUUCAUCCAGAAAUACUACUGAAGCUGGUUAGGUUUCCAUUAAGAGUAAAUGUGUCUGUUAACUCACCCUCCUGCAAGCUUGGUGUUACUAUGCAUUUUUAUUUGAGUGAAAAUCCUUAGGUAGUAAAAAAAUUUUUACAGAUUAUUGUUUAACAUCUGGUAAUCUGGUAUUUGUUUAUGUUUGUCCCUUUAGUUAAAUCUGUUCUCUUUAGUGUUUGUUUUUCUGUAGGUAUUUCUUCAUAAAAUGGUUAGUCGGUAAUAAGCAGCUUCUGCUGCUGCUCAUCUGUUAUUGAAUGCCUUGUUUUCACUAAGUUGGGAGGUUUUGUUUUUGUUUUUUACUGCUCUUUGCAGAGCAGGGCUAACCCAUGGACAGUGUAUCCAGAGUCGCCUGGGUGAAGUUUUAACAUGUACAUAUAUAUUCAAUAUUAAUGUAUUUUUUUCAAGGAAGUAAAAAGUAUCUUAAAAGCUA